Trichoderma harzianum CBS 226.95 is the source of this 1374-nucleotide messenger RNA. RefSeq lists its product as hypothetical. Lineage: Eukaryota; Fungi; Ascomycota; Sordariomycetes; Hypocreales; Hypocreaceae. Bases 1 to 1374 code for a protein of 457 amino acids. The record is from RefSeq and is a predicted model, not a curated record. The transcript is spliced from 2 exons.
AUGGGCUUGAAAUGUCCCGGAGCUCGCACAGAUGCCUUCUUCGUCCACGCAGUCCCAGGCGCUUCGUUGCGUGAUUCAUCUAAUGCUCUCACACUUAUCAAGGUGAAGCAUGAGCCAUCGCCACAAAUCAGCGCCAUCCAUCAUCUCUCACAGCUGCCAGGGCUACAACCGUCUCCAGCCGGUGCCUUUGAUCAGCUCUUCGUCUCCCAUUUCAUCGACGGUUUCUUUGGGUCCGUAAGACCGCCUCUACCUAUACCGGGAGGCAGCUCUAGGAUUUGGUUGCACGAGCUCCCUGAUUUCCUCGCCUCUCCGUCUCCGUCUCCCGUUCAAAGCUCCAUCCGGGCUGCGUCGAUGCUCAGCUACGGCACCGCUGUCGGAGAUGCGUCUAUUAAAACUGAAGCCUGCCGAUGGUACAUGAGGGCGCUGCAGAGCUUGCGAUUGUUAUUGGGGUCAUCCACUCCAGAGACAUCUGUGUGUGCAGCCGUCAUGCUCACCCACUUUGAGACAUUGGCGGGCACUAGUCCCAGGGCAUGGCUCAAGCACAUCAAAGGUGCGGCUUCGUUGCUGGAAGCGCAGGGACCCGAACGCUGCCAAAGCGGAUUUUUGCAUCAGAUAUUCAGCCAUCUGCGGCUUCAGACGUUUGUAGCGUCAAUGGCCGAGAAUGAGCUUCACCCGUUUGCCUCGCCAGAGUGGAUGACAAUUCCGUUCAAGGUCCAUCCAAAACUCAUUUUCGACAAGCUUGUUGACAUUCUCUUUGCUGUUGAGAGAUGCUUGUCAGUUGCAAACCGCCUAAUCGCGUCCACAGCCGACAAAGCACACCAGCUGAAGCACAAACUCGACAUCCUCAUCCAGGAUACCCGGCUACAGAUCCACCAAUGGCGCUUAGAGGGACUUUUGUACACCGUUGGGCAAGAACAACAAGAACGAGAGAGGCCAGCUCCUAUCCUUGAUGCUCAGCCCGACGCAUCUGAUCCACGUCACUUCAUGCUGCCAUAUACCGACAUUCCAUCAGCGGCAUUAGUCACGCUCUACGAUACAGCCAACAUCAUCGUGCUGCGUCUAUUGUGCCUUGUUUCCCCUACAGCAGCUUCAUAUAACUCACGAAUCCAGCAUCAUACGGAGUCAAUCCUAUCCGCACACGGAAUGACGAAUGCAACACCUAGCGCCGUACUGGGCCGCAGUUCCAUCAUGAUAGUCCAGCAGUUGAAGACCGUUGCCUUAUGGGGUCCCUCUCCGCGGCAAAGGAAAUUGGCUGUCGAGAUACUCGAGGGACAAACCAGUCAAAACAGAGGCUUUGCCGACAUAUCUGCGCCAUCUCACGAAUAUUUUGCCGAUGUGGCGGCUCAUAUUCUCGACCAUUACUCCGUCGAAUGA